Messenger RNA from Prunus armeniaca (apricot), 633 nucleotides. Lineage: Eukaryota; Viridiplantae; Streptophyta; Magnoliopsida; Rosales; Rosaceae. The record is from the annotation of a GenBank genome assembly.
AUGCACGGUUUCAUGUCGACGGGCUCUUUCGAGCUACCCAAUUACUACUCUUGUCCGUCUAGCAGAGAGGAGGCCGAUCAGGAGGCUAAGCAAUCCAGUUUUAUGGAACUUCAGAAGGAAGAGAUAGAGAUAUUCUGGAAUCAGCAACUGUUUGAAAUUCAAAACACAACAGUGGCAAAAGCACACCACGAACUCCCUCUUGCCAGGGUCAAAAGAGUCAUGAAAUCUGAUGGAGAAGUCAAGAAGGUGAGAUCGGAGACUCCGGUUUUGUUUUCGAAAGCAUGUGAGCUUUUCAUUAUGGAGCUCACACUUCGUUCAUGGCUACACACUGAAAGAAGCAAUAGACGUACGUUGCAGCAUUGUGACACUGCCAGGGCAAUUAUGCAGGAUGAGCUGCUUCACUUUUUAGUUCAUGCUGUUCCAUUCGACCAUGCUCAUUGCCAUAAGGAAGAGGAGAUUGGAAAAUUUUCUCAAAACGUUGAUUCUCGUACUACUGGAGCAUUGCGUCUUCGUGAGACAAACCAGCUCGGUGGGGGUAUGGGCGAAAUGAAUCAAGUGCUUCAGCAAUACAUGAUUGACCCAUCAAUGUCCUCGGCUGAACUCCAUCGUGACUAUUUUGAAGAUGAUGAAUGA